Messenger RNA from Dictyostelium discoideum AX4, 2340 nucleotides. RefSeq lists its product as hypothetical. The record is from RefSeq and is a predicted model, not a curated record. The transcript is spliced from 2 exons. The coding region runs from base 1 to 2340 and encodes 779 amino acids. NCBI's taxonomy places the organism in Eukaryota, Evosea, Eumycetozoa, Dictyosteliales, Dictyosteliaceae.
AUGACAUUAAAACAAACAUCAAAAAACUCAAAGAUAGAAAAUGAAAAAAGGAAGAAAAAAAGAGAAGAGGAGGAAGACGCUUUCUGUAAAGAAAUGGCAAGACUUGAAAAAGAAAUUCCAAAAAAAAGAAAUUCUCAAAAAAAAAAUAAUAAAAAAAAUGAUAAUUAUGAUUUUAUUCAACAACAACAACAACUAUCAAAUAAAAUAGGAAAUUUAAAUAUUAUUAGUAAUACACAAAAUGAUAAUAAUAAUAAUAAUAAAAAUAAUAAUAAAAAUGAAAUUUUAUUUUGGAAAGUUUAUAGAAAUGUAUUUUUAAAUUUUAAAAUAUUUAGUUUAUUAAAAUCAUCAUUUAAAUUGGGUGUUUUUUCAUAUGACCAAGUUAUUAGUAUGGGUUGGAUGAUAAAAUAUGGAUAUAUUGAUUUAUUAAAAUUUAAAAUCAAUAGAAAUGAACAUUUAUAUGGUGAUAGUAAUAUUGAUUAUAAUUUAUUAUACCCAUUUUUUAAAAUAUUUAAAAAUGAUGAAAAUCUUGAUGAUGGAGGUAAAGAUAAAAUAAUAAUUUCAAAUUAUAUAAAGGAUAAUUUAGUUGUGGAAGAAGAACACCACAAUGGUGGUAAACAAUUAAUUUUAUCAAGUAAAUUAAAAACAAUAUUAGAAACCAUUUCAAUUGAAUUGGAUAGUGUAAUAUUAAUGAAUAUUUUAGUUGAACAAUAUUAUCAUUUAACUAGAUUUUCACAAUUUAUAGAAUCAAUUAAACUUGGUUCAAAUAAAGUUGCAAAUUAUUUAUAUCAAACAUUUGAUUAUGAUAUUGAUAAAUCUGAUAUGAAAAAUCAAUUAAAAUUAAAAAAACCAAAAAAUCAAAAUUGUAAAUUAUUAUUAUUUUUUGAUUUUUUUAUUUUUAAAGAAAAUUUAGAAACUAUUUUAAAUUGUUGUCAAUCUUUAUUAUUAUAUAAUUCAUCACAACAACAAUAUUUAAAUUUAAUAUUAAAAUUAAAAGAUAAUAAUAAUGUUACAAUAAUUAAUCAAAUUGAAAAUGAAUCAUCAUCAUCAUUGAAUGUAAAAUUAACAAUGUUUGAAUUUAAUGAAAUUAAAUCAACAUUUACAAAUGAUGAAUUGAAACAAAUUGUUGGUAAUUUUUCAUCAAAAGAUAAAAGAGUUAAAAAGUUAUACUCUUGGUUAAUGUAUUUCAUAGGUUUAAAAGAGGUUAAAGGUGAAUUUAAAUUAUUUAAAAAUUAUUUAUUCUAUAAAGCAAAAUAUAGUAAAUUAUUUUUAAAUUUUAAAGAAGAUGAUUUACAAUUUUCAUUUAAUAGAUUUCAAUUUGGUGAUUUUGAUUCAAAUGAACAUAUAAAUUCUCAUUUAAGAAUUAAUUGUUUUAAACAAAAUAAUUCAAGAGGAUUUAAUAAUAAGAUAUUUGAAUUUUCAACUGUUGUAAUGAAUGAUGAUCAUGAUCAACAUAAUUCAAGAUUAUCAUUUUUAAAAAAUUCAUUUCAAACAUUAAGUAAUCAAAAAGAUCAAAAGAAAAGACAAAAUUCUUAUUUCGAUAUUAUUGAAUUUUGUAUAGAUUGUGAUAAUUUUGAAUAUUUGAAUUUGGCAAUUAAUGAAUUUAAAAAUAAAGAAAUUCAACAAAAUGAAGUUUAUUGUGGUGGUGGUGGUGUUGAUGUUGGUAAUUUUAAUUUCUUUUCAACAAAUAUCAUUUGUAAAUUUAAAUCAAUUGAAAUGUUUGAUCAAAUUUAUAAUUUAUUCCCAUUAGUAGAAAUAAAAGAAUUAAAGAAUAAAAAUGGUCAUCAUUUAUUCAGUGAUGCUAUCAUUUAUUUCAUUAAAUUUAAUCAAAAAUUUGCAAUUCAUAUCAAAUGUAAAUACCCAACAGAAUAUUAUAAUUUCACUAUAAAUUAUAGUCAAUUACUAUUAACAAAUCAAAAGUAUGAUAUUGAUUGUUACCAAUUUAUAAUUGACAAUUGGUGUGAUUUUUGUCAAAAUUCAAUUGAAAAUAUUAAAUUAUUUUCUUUGAAUAUAUUGACUUUUACAGAACCAAAAUUCAAACUACAUAAUAUUGAAUGGAUAUUAAAUAAUCAAGUAUUAAUGGAAUAUUUAUUAAAAAGUCAAUGGUACCUUAUCAAAGCUUCAGUCUCAACCACUAAAUCUGGUUAUCAAAUAUUUCAAAAGUUUCAAAAUUCAAUUGAAAAUCCUACAAACUUUAAAGUUUGGUCAUUCAUUUUUAACGAGUUUCGUAUUUAUCCAAACAAUGAUUCAUUAAUUAAUUUCACAUUUAAUAGUGAUAUAAAAAUGAGUUCUUUAAAAACUCAUUAUCCUUUAUUAUAUAAAUCAAUUUUAUCAAUUAAUUAA